AUGGACGGGUUCACGUACGACGAUAGGAUACAACUCAUCAAUCUCCAGCUUCCUCACGAUGUCAUUGCGCCGAACAUAUGGGGCGAGCUCAAAGCACAGCCGGCGCUCGUCUCGCUCAAAUUGGGCCUCAUGCAGGGGAUUGAGUCGACGGCGAGUAAUGAUGCACUGGAUCAAAAUACCGUCCAUUACGGAGAAUUGGCGAAGCGGAUUCGCGGUGGCUGCACCGCCGGCCAAGGGCUUGACGCCCUUUUCGCACUCUGUGAGCGCCAGGUCUUCCAGAUCGCCAGAAGGGAGGAUGCGUCCUCCAGAAUACGUGACAUUGAGAUCACCGUGACGUUUCCCAAGGCUAGUCUCUAUGGCGAGGGAGUAGAGUUGGUGCAUUCGAUCACGUGUGACGGGCAGGGUGCGCGGAAGACUCACUUCUAUACAUGGCGAAUCAAAGAGAUGAAAGUGAUGACGCUGAUUGGCGUCAACGCGUACGAGAGGAGGGCGAAGCAGCCGCUUGUGGUGCAUCUUCAGUUCGUGCCCUCCGCGGAGCCCAAACUAGCGGAUCGAACGUAUUUGCAACAACUAUUCGGGGUGGAGCAGAGCUUUGCGCAGCUUAUCGAAGAUUCUUCGUUUGAGACGUUGGAGUCACUUGCCGAAUGGGUAGUGAAGCAGCUUGCAGACAGACUGUCGGCUCAGAAUAUCCCUUGUGAGGUGAUAAGGCUGAAGCUCGAUAAACCGCGCGCCAUUGCCUUUGCCGAUCACCCAAGCGUGGAGAUUACGCGAAUGCUGGGGAAUCGACAGCGGUAG
Messenger RNA from Neohortaea acidophila, 795 nucleotides. Its product is annotated as Dihydroneopterin aldolase-domain-containing protein. Gene Ontology annotation, molecular function: dihydroneopterin aldolase activity. The record is from RefSeq and is a predicted model, not a curated record. Bases 1 to 795 code for a protein of 264 amino acids. NCBI's taxonomy places the organism in Eukaryota, Fungi, Ascomycota, Dothideomycetes, Mycosphaerellales, Teratosphaeriaceae. The transcript is spliced from 2 exons. Gene Ontology annotation, biological process: folic acid-containing compound metabolic process.